CGUAGCUAGAGAAGAAAUCUGCCAGGGAGGGGACUGAAGAACAAAACAAUGACACUGCUCGGAAGGAUUCAAACAGAGUAACACUUUUAAAAGACUUUUUAAACGUAAUCGCGCGGAUUUAUCUCCCGUUUUAAAGUAAAAGAGUCCGCGGAUAUCUCAGCUUUUGACAUCGACUGGCUGUUGUUUUUGUUGAUAUGUUGUUACAGCUCAGUUGACAGACCGGAGGCUAGCUGCUUGUUUGGACGGCUAUGAACUGUUAGGGUUUGGUGGCUCUAUAAUUACAGCUUUUCUUUGGAAAAAGUUAAAGCAGUCCGACGAAACUAGCUAGCUGUAAGCUAAGUAUUUAUGUUUGCAUGCCAAAUAGUCUGCCGAGUUUGCUAGCGAGCUAUUGAGGGUCAGUUUGCUAGCUAGCCUGUUGUUAGCAUCAACAUUUGUACAUUCAUCUUUUCAGGGAGAGUUCAUUGUCUUGGUCGGUACACGCUACCUUUACAGGUUUCUGUGUUAUUUUAUAGUUUUAUUCGCUUACUUAUUUUAUGUUAUGCUGCAGCAAUUUGCUAACUUCAAUGCACGAACACGUUAAGUGUUAGUAGUAAAAAGAUAUCAGCUGCAAUUCAAGGAGACGACUGUUCCUAUUUCAUUGCGUCACUGUUAGUUGCACUAAAUUACAUUAAUAAAGCUGUUUAUAAGUGUUUAAAAUUCAUCAAGUUAUUUUUAAUGCGAAAUCUAAUUUGAUUAAUUGUAUGUAUUGUUGUUGAGACUUCGUUGUUAAAGUCAGUGAAUCACCAGGCCUAUUAACAUGCAGCUGUUAUAAGUUGAUUUAGUCCCUGUACUUGGUCAUUUCAGCUUAGUUAAGUAUUACCAUAUGUUGUGCAUUUUUCAUUAACUGCUAUUGGAAAUAGCUGGUGCUGUUGUCAAAGCUGUACCAAUAAGCAUUGCUCAGUAUUCAAGUUGACCUUGUAGGAAACGAUGAGUGGGCAUGGCUCAUCUUCAGAAAAGGGAGUUAAUACAAGUCUAAUAUGUCAAGAAAGUUAUGCCUGUGGUGGCUCUGAGGAGGCUGCAUUUGAAUGUGAUGAAUGCAAAAGCCUGCAAUGUGUUCGUUGUGAGUUUGAGCUCCACAGUCAGGAGCAUUUGAAGAGCCAUGAACGGCUUCAGAUAGGUCCGGGACAUGUCCCUUACUGUGACAACUGUAAAGGAGGUAAUGGAGACAAUGGCAAACGCCAUAGAUCCGUGGUCCGCUGUCAGAACUGCAAAGUUAACUUGUGCCAAGACUGUCAGAAGCGUACUCACAGUGGAGGCAACAAGAAGAAACACCAGCUCACAUCUUAUCCUCCACCACCCAAACGUGCAGAGGUCAACUCUGUCCAGACACCUGUUCAGCCAGCUGUUCAAAUCGCCGAUGACAUCAAAUCUCAGAGAGCAAAACUUCUGGAGAAGGUUUCCAGUUUUCUCUUGGUUGAUGAGAAUGAGGAAAUGCAGAUAAAAGAUGAAGCUUUGUUUAUGAAGAGCCUGAACUGCGACCCCGACCAGCUGCUGAAGGUGGUGUCCAUCUUUGGUAACACAGGAGAGGGCAAAUCUCACACCCUCAACCACACAUUCUUUAUGGGGAGAGAAGUGUUCAAGACUUCUCCCACACAAGAAUCGUGUACAGUGGGUGUGUGGGCGGCAUUUGACCCCAUCCAUAAAGUAGUGGUUAUUGAUACGGAGGGGCUGCUUGGAAACAGUUCCAAACAAGGCCAGAGAACCCGUCUGUUGCUCAAGGUACUCGCCAUCUCUGACCUCAUCAUUUAUCGCACCCAUGCUGACCGUCUUCAUGAUGACCUCUUCAAGUUCCUUGGGGACGCCUCAGACGCCUACUUGAAGCAUUUCACCAAGGAGUUGAAGGCCACGACGGCCCGCUGUGGCCUGGAUGUCCCACUGUCCACCCUGGGCCCUGCGGUGGUUAUCUUCCAUGAAACAGUUCACACUAAGUUGCUUGGCUCAGAUAAGUCAUCCGAGUCGGUAGAUCGGCUGCUGUUGGAGCGCUUCCGGAAGCUUUCCCGUUUUCCAGAGGCCUUCAGCUCUGUCCAGUACUGGGGCACUCAGACUCUCAGCCCACCUACCGACUUCCGUGGCUUGCAGAAUAAACUGGAGCAGCUCCUGGAUAACAACGCCACCCGUUCUCCACGCACGCCUGUGGUCAUCUUCAAAGCCCUGCAGGCACUGAGUGAGCGCUUCAAUGGGGAGAUUACAGGUGAGCUGGUAGCUCACAGCUGCUUCUUUCCAGAUGAGUACUUCACCUGCUCCAGCCUUUGCCUCAGUUGUGGGUCUGGCUGCAAGAACAGCAUGAACCACUUGGGAGAAGGAGUGUGCCAUGAAGCGAAGCAUCGCUGUCGUUACUCCGCUCAGUACGAUAAUCGCAUUUACACUUGUAAGGCUUGCUAUGAAGGUGGAAAGGAAGUGAUAGUUGUCCCCAAGACCUCAGCUUCCUCAGACUCUCCAUGGAUGGGCCUUGCCAAAUACGCUUGGUCUGGGUAUGUUAUUGAAUGUCCCAAUUGUGGAGUGAUCUAUCGGAGCCGUCAGUACUGGUACGGGAACCAGGACCCUGUGGAUACAGUUGUCCGGACCGAGAUCCAGCAUGUAUGGCCAGGGUCGGAUGGCUUUUUAAAGGACAAUAGCAAUGCAGCACAGCGCCUUCUAGAUGGAGUCAACCUAGUGGCCCAGUCUGUGUCAGAGCUCAGUGUCAAGCCUGCCAAGGUUGUCACCUCUUGGCUGACAGAUCAGAUCGCCCCAGCCUACUGGAAACCCAACUCCCUCAUCUUGGUGUGCCAUAAGUGUCAUGCAGUCUUCCAGGACAACGACACCAAGCAUCACUGCCGUGCCUGUGGGGAGGGUUUCUGCGAUGGCUGCUCUUCCAAAGCUGCACCCGUCCCUGAGAGAGGCUGGGGUCUUGGCCCUGUCAGAGUCUGUGACGUCUGCUUCGAGCAGAGAGUCUCAUAUGCAGAGCUGCUUGAAGCAGAGCUUGAAGAGGAAGAAGGUGGAACCCUGGCCAGGAAGGUUGGAGAGGCAGUCACCAACACCAUAGGGGUUGUGGUGACUGCUAUUGACAUCCCACUUGGCCUAGUGAAAGAUGCAGCCCGUCCUGCCUACUGGGUGCCUGACCAGGACAUCCUGUCCUGCCACAACUGCCAGCGCGAGUUCACUGCCAAACUGUCCAAGCAUCACUGCCGUGCCUGUGGCCAAGGAGUGUGUGACGACUGCUCCCCAGAGCGUCGGCCGGUUCCUUCACGGGGCUGGGACCACCCCGUGCGCGUGUGCACCAGCUGCAACCAGAAACCUGGAGAACUUUAACAGGGACGGCCUUCCUUCCUCAGAGCACCGGAGAGAACCACUCACUCACUCAGCUCGCAGUCUGUCACUGCUUUACCUCCGUUACUCCAAUGGUUCUGUCUUGUAUCUGUGGCAAGGAAGUUUUUAGGCAUAUAUAUAUAUAUAUAUAUAUAGGACAUUUAGCAGAUUUGGGAUUUCUGAGUUCCUGUGGCCUUUGUAGAACAGCCAGAACAUGUUAGUUACUUGACUGAGUGUGAAACCUGCAUUUCCACUCUGAUUAUUCACAGAGUGAAUAUUUUGAUUCUUAUCGACACAAAUCCCAGAUUUUACGUUAAAUAAGGCUGUUCAGCUAUUUUUCUACUAUCAGAAAAUAUUAAAAAAAUAAUUUAAAGAAUAUUAGAUAGUUGAGAACCCCAUGCGGUUGGUGUGAUUAGUGUCCAGCAAUUCUUAUUAUUGAGCAUUGUUUUUCUGAUGUAGUACGUGUAAUGGCAAGGGGAUAUUUUACAUCCAUGCAGGUAUAACUGCAGGCUCCAUUGCAUGCUGUAUUGCAACAUUUUAGUUUUUGCACUAAACCUUUUUCAGCUGUUAUAGGCUGUUGCUUACGAUGGCCAAAACCCAGAUAUCCAGUCUGUCCCAGACUGAGCUGAAAUCUAGGGUUCUAGAGUGUGGAUAUCUGGUGUGCCAAAAAUCAUUCAGGUCACUGUAUCUGUGCUGGUAUAAUGUUUAUAUUUUAUCAUGUACUUUGUGGUUGUAUGAAGACAUAGAACUAUGUUAGAGGAGUGUACAUUUGAAAUGUUGAAAAUUAUUUAUGUAUUGAAGAAAAAAAAAAUUACUUAUUAGCACUCUGGCAUGCAUGACAGUCUGAGCGAUUCAUGGCCUUUUACUUGUUCAGAGGACGGUCUCUGAAUAAACCUCACUAUUUCUUUUACCAAGCGUGUAUACAUGCUAUGAAAUGUAGGUAUUUAAUGUUCAAAUUUGUUUUCUUGACACCUUGAUUUUAAUUGUUUUUUAAAUAUUUACAGUUGAUGUUUGCUAGGGUGUAUGGAUAUUGUUCUGCAGAACUGAGUAAUAUCCACAUUUGUCUUCAAACCAGUUUUACAUGUUACAUUCACGCCUCCAAGUCUGACAGGAUAAGAACUCCUUGUUCAGCUCAUCACAGCUAGUUUGUCUGUUAUUUUAGAUCUGUUAUUGAAAGAUAUUGUAUAUUUUCUUUUUCUGUUUUUUGUUUGACAUUAGUUACUGUGUAGAUAUUUAUGUACUUUGUAGUGACCGUAUCUGAACCACCCUUUCUCGCCAUAGUUUUUUUUUUUUUUGUCUUUCAGCAUUACACAGAAAAACACAUGCUCAAAUGUGGCAAUGAUGAGAUAUUGAACCAUAUUUAGUGACUGAGAGCUUUAACUUGUCUUGCAUCAUUACUUUUUUGUUAUUGAGUAAUGAGACUGUUACGUGUGGAUAUGAUACAAAGCACAAGGUGAUGCCUUUAACACAUAUGCUUGUAUUUUAUUGUUAAAAAUGAGAAAAAAAAAGGGUUGUCGAUUGUAAGCUUUGUAGAUAAAGUUAAUUCUCCCUUUGGUCCUUACGUGGAACUUUUUGGUUCUGAUGUCUGAUGAGAAGAUGUUGUGUCUGCCUUGUCUCAAAAUAGAUUUAUCUGUCUGAAUGUUGCAUCACACACACCUUCCUCUGAGAUUCUAAUAUUGCACAGGAUAGAAUAGGAAAUACAUCAUGUCAGAUCACUUGUACUGGACUUCAUUCCCAUGCAAAUGUGUGCAGUCUGUUGCUUCAGAUAUCCUUUGUGGUGUCUAGUCUUCGACUAGGUUGGGUGCUACUAUGAACACUCACCUACACACUACAAAUCAAGCAGGAAUGAUCAAUGCAUUUUAAAAUGUUGGAAACUAACUUGAAACAGUGAUGUGUGUGGAUACUUGCUGAAUUGGUGGAAGAUUUGCAUACGAUUAAAGUUGUAUCAGCUCCCGUCUGUCAAAACAUAA
Seriola aureovittata is the source of this 5294-nucleotide messenger RNA. RefSeq names its product zinc finger FYVE domain-containing protein 1-like. Bases 967 to 3327 code for a protein of 786 amino acids. NCBI's taxonomy places the organism in Eukaryota, Metazoa, Chordata, Actinopteri, Carangiformes, Carangidae. The transcript has 11 exons. Gene Ontology annotation, molecular function: zinc ion binding. The record is from RefSeq and is a predicted model, not a curated record.